Molecule: messenger RNA, 3655 nt
Organism: Eublepharis macularius
Lineage: Eukaryota; Metazoa; Chordata; Lepidosauria; Squamata; Eublepharidae
Gene: DNAAF2
Product: dynein axonemal assembly factor 2
Exons: 3
Coding region: 428-3286 (952 amino acids)
Biological process (GO): axonemal dynein complex assembly
Cellular component (GO): cytoplasm
Source: RefSeq, a predicted model, not a curated record
UCACAGUGUGGAGAAGAUGUUGGCAGGUCAUUUAUAUCUACUCAGGAAGGUGGGUUUGGGCUGAGUCAUCCUGUAAGAGCUUCCCAGGGUGUGGAAUGAUAAUGGAGGGAGGCUUCACUGCAUCCUGAGGAGCUGUCAUUCAGGCUGGAAACCCUAUUAUCAACCACUAUUGUAAUGAACUGGGGUUGGGGGGUGACUGUAAGUAAUUUCAUGUUAUGACUGGAGAGCAAUGCAAAUUCUCCCACUAACAACCCCAAACUAAGGCCUUGGCUCUGCUCGCUGGUCUCCAUAGUAACCCACUCUGAAGCGGGCCUCGUUUCCAUAACGACCCCCGCCGGCCGCCAUUUUGUUUGGCUCGGUCUCCACGGCGACCGGCCCCGUCGGCCUUCCCAACGGACCUUCCCGCUUCCCUCGGAGCGGCGAGGCCAUGGCGGGCCGCUCCAAGCUGGAGGACUUGGAGCUGACGGGCGAGGAGGUGGAGCGGCUGCGCCAGGCCUUCCGCGACGAGCGCUUCCGCAGCCUCCUGGCCGAGUACGCGGCGGAGCUGGCGGACCCGGCCCAGCGGGCCACCUACGAGGCGGAGGUGGUGGCCCUGGAGCGCCAGCGCGGCGUCGAGGCCCGCUUCCUGCACCCCACCCCGGCCUGGGUGCUGCGGACCAGCCAGGCCGGCACCCGCCGCUGCUACCUCAACGUCUGCAGCAACGCGCUGGUGGGGCGGCCCGAGGCGCGGCGGGAGCCGGGGGGCAGCCGCUGGGCCCUGCCGCACUGCCUCUCGCCCGGCCGCGAGGAGCUGGGCCGCCGCCCCGGCGCGCCGCGCCGCCUGCUCUACGACGUGCUCUUCCACCCGGACACCCUCCGCCUGGCCGCCCGCUCGGCCCGCUUCCGCCGCCUGGUCGACGAGACCGCCCUGGAGGCGGUGGAGAGGCACUUCGAGCCGGGCCUGGACCGCGCCAACGCCGUCCCCCUGCGCGGCACCAAGUACAAGGGAGUCCCGCAGGCCAGCCUGCUCCGCACGCCUCUCCCCGGGGGCGCCCCGCCGCCAGCAGAGGCGGAGGAGGGCGGCGCGGGAGACCCGCCGCUGCCGCCCAGCCCCUACGCCUACCCGCCGCCCCAGCCCCGAGCGCCGCGCAGCCCUCCGCCCGAGCCGGCCCCGGCCGCCGCCACCCCGCGCUGGACCCUGCGGCAGCGCUCCUACGUGGAUUGGCAGGACUACCGCUGCAGCCGGGACUCGGCGCCCAGCCCGGUGCCCCGCGAGCUGGAGGUGACGGUCGAGCUGCCCCUGCUCACCGCCGCCGCCCAGGCCCAGCUGGAGAUCCGCGGGCAGGAGCUGCAGCUCGACUCGCAGCGCCCCGCCGCCUACCGCCUGCGUCUGCGCCUGCCCUACCCGGUGGACGAGGACCGCGGGCGGGCCACCUUCGACAAAAGCAGGAGGCGGCUGGUGGUCACCCUGCCCGUCCGCCCCAAGCCCGGCUUCCUUGGGCAAGGCAAGGAAGACCCGCCGGAGGAGGAGCAGGAGUCACCGAAGGUGUCGUGCGCCGCCCCGGCUGACGAAGACGGCGGCGACCUCCCCCAGGAUGGCAGCGUCAGCUCGCAGGCCGGUCCAGUUAGCCACGUGGGGGCAAACCACGUGGAGCUUCCGGUGUGCGCCGAAGAAAGCGCUCCGGCCGCAGUUGGGACUUCUGCGGGAACGAGCCACGGUCGGGGCGCUGCUGCUGCUUGCCCGGCCCCUGCCGAUGUCCACGUGGGCUGCAUCGCGGAGCCCCCCGGCUGCCCCGAGAUCGGCGACCUGACUGCCCCCGCCUCCGACAGCAGCCCCGAUUCCACGCGUGCCAGCGACUGCCAAGGCCUCGAGCCUGGCUCUGGCCCCGAGGGGUGUGUUGGCAAUGCUCUGGAGCUUCCUGCGGGCGGCAGCAUAACCGGCCCCUCUUCACCUGUAACUCAAGUGGAGCUUGGGACUGAUACGGAGAAAUGCCCCGAGGUCACCAAUGCCAUGCCCUCGUCAGACCUUGGUGAUGCCACGAUCCCUUCUGCAGACCUCUGCGGUAUCACCUCUGAGUCCCCUGUGACCUCUGAAUACCACCACCUCUCCGAUCUAGGUCAGAAUAUGGAAAUCUGUACCAGUACGGGUGUCUCCUGGACCCCUAGAAGCAGUCCCGAGGCGGCAGCCGGCCUCCAUACCACUCCUUCUGCGGAUCUUUCUGUGACUGCCCUCAGUGCUACAAACACACCUCCAGACUCCCCUCUGCUCUCCAGGACAGACCUUGGUGUUGACCCAGAGGCUGCCCUGACCUCUCCCAGCAGCCCAGCUCCCCCUCUGUGUCCCCCUUUUCAGUGUACUCAGGAUGAAGAGGCCUUGGUGCUGCUCUUACAGGUGCCAGGCAUUGUUCCCCAGAGCCUUAAAGGAGAGGUGGGCACAAAUCACUACAGGGUGAGCUUUGCCAAGGAACACUCAGUUCCCUACAUUCUCCUCUUACGGCUUUCCCCUGAAAAUAAAUUGACUUCUCCAGAAGCUAGCAUCAAUGUGUCAUUCAAUAAUGCUGUCAUUCACCUGAGGAAGGCUGCUGAGACCACAGGACUUUGGACAAAGCUGUACUUUGGCCUAAAUGAAGAUACCUUGCAGGAAAUGUGGUUUGUUACUGAAGACAACGUUGCUGAGUUUCUGGGCAGCCUCCAAAGAACUUCCUCCCCUAGCCAGCCUGAGGUGGAACAUCAGCCAUUAAUUGAAGUGCUCAGCAUUUCUGAGGGCCAAAGUCAGAUCCGAUUAAAGGCACAGGAGCUUAACAGCCUUGAACUUGGCAAAGCAGAAGAGAAGAUCAGUCCCAGGAGAGAGGACAGCAAACACCCAUGCAGUGCAGAAAACCGCCCUCUUAUUCCUGGCCCAAGAGGAGAGCACGCCAGGCAAACCGAAAAGGCCGCGGACUCGCUCACAGCUGUGGAAACAAAGGAACGUGCUGGGCGGGGAACGCACCAUUGUUUGGAGCUUGACCCUGCAGACUCCAGCUCGGCUCUUCCGGGGAAGUUGCAGAUAAUGAAGUCACAGGAGUCAGAACUCGCUUUCCCCACAGACCCGACGAGAGCCGCAUCCACAAAGCAAGCGCAGCUGCAUGGGGGUGAGUGUGCCAGAACAGAAGAGGACGAGUGCUCGGACUCUGCAGAGAGCAGCAGGCUGGCGGCCCCGGUCUUAAAGGAAACUGACAUGAGGGAUGGAAGCACACAGUUUAUUACCCAUCACACAACACAGUGCGCCGUCACCUUUCAGAAUCCUUUGCUAUAUGAACUAGAUUAACUAGGUGCUGUUGGGCUAUUAAUUGAGAUUAUUUCUAUUGCAGGUGCCCCCCCCCCCCCCGCCCAAUUCCUGGUUAUUUGUCUCCUUAAGCAAAUGGAAGACUGCGGAGAGACAUGAUUAAGUAACAAAGAACUGAUUGGAAUGAAAACAUUUGGCUGUGAUUUGGAGGGAUUUCAGAGAUGGAGAGGUGGUCUGUUUGUUGGGGGCGGGGGGGAAAUUCAGCUCAUUAAAGUCUGGCAGAUUUUGCAGUUAAGUGAGCUGGUUUCCCUCCAAAUGCAAAAUCUGGUUUAGCUGGGUAACCAGGAGACUAUUGAGUAACUGCUCUUUUUGGACCAUAGGCAGGAACCAGCCGGAGCAUUUCUUGUGACA